AUCGAUGCACCGCAUCAUUUUCGAACGCGAUUGCGUGUUUGAUAGUGUGUUGUGGUAUAAUUGACUAUUUUGAGGAAAGAGCAAUUUUUUAUGAUGUCGUAAAUAAUGCAAAAAAUACAGUCUAUGACAAAGCAUAAUAUGGCAAUAAGUCGCGACUUUUGUCGAGUUACCGCGAUAUAAUGCGAGUAAUACGUGACACGGUGACGUGCGGCUACUCUUUAUCUGAAAUGUAUCAAUCUUAUCGCGACUCCUUGGCGAGACUCUCUCGAAGCUUCCAAUGUUUGACAACUCUGGCCACAAAAGCGUGGAAUUCAACUCCGCCUGAUUUGUAUACUUUGAAACGGCGACGGUUCAGAAACAUCUGGUAUUAAGCAUGAACAAGUCUGUGGAGAAUUUGUUGAUCUCUAGUCACGAGGUAAUCAGUAGUAUCAAUUCUUCUGGUUUGGGAAAUCAGAGUUCUACAGGAAAUUUAGGGAACACUUCAUCUGUGGAAAAUGUUCAGGAAACAUCCACUGGUGGUGAUCGUAACAGUCCUGUGUCCAGUCCCAACUUGUCCCCACGUCCUAGUCCAAGAGCUCAUUCCAGACGAGAAUAUUCCAGAUUAAAUUCAGAUUCAUCUGCCAAAGAAUCACUUCGCACAAAUAAGUCUGACGAUCAACUAUCUCAAGAUGUAAUAAGUAGAUCGUCUGACUCAGCUGAUCUUAAUAAAAGUUCCACUCAUGAGAAUAAAAAAGAGACACGUAGCGGUGAUCGCAGUAAAAAGAAAUCUUCCUGGUAUAAUGUACUUUAUCCAACUUAUAAGUCUCGUUCCGAGGACUUUAAACGAAUAUUUAAAGAUGUACCCGAUGAUGAGAGAUUGGUAGUAGAUUAUUCUUGUGCUCUGCAGCGUGAAAUAUUGGUACACGGUAGACUUUAUGUGUCUCAAAACUAUGUGUGUUUUUAUGCUAAUAUAUUCAUGUGGGAGACAUUGGUCUCCUUACGCUGGAAAGAUGUCACAUCUAUUACCAAAGAGAAAACUGCUCUUGUCAUUCCGAAUGCUAUCCUGAUAUGCACCGUUACUGAUAAAUUCUUCCUAACAUCGUUUGGUGCAAGAGAUAAAACAUAUGUUAUGUUAUUUCGUGUUUGGCAAAAUGCUCUUAUUGGCGAGCCAAUGAGUAUGGCUGAAAUGUGGCAACUUGUACAUGCUUGCUAUGGUGACGAAUUAGGCUUGACAUCCGACGACGAAGAUUACGUGCCGCCGUUACCUGCAGCAGACGAGGACAAAUUGUCAACUCGUCUUUCCGUAGAGUCCUUUUCCGAGGCUGAAGCAGCCACCAUGGAAAAUUCGAUACCUGCGGAUCCCUCUGAUCAUAUUGCUGAACCUCAACUGCAAGUUCCAAUACCUAAACCGGAAUCUGUUCUUGAUCCAACGGAUUUGAGUGAUACAACAGAAAGCGAGGCAGAAAAACAUGGCUUGAAAAUGAAUAUACGGGGCACCAUGGUCUGUACUUCUCUGCAUGAAGGUCGGCAAGUUAACAAAGCAACAAUACCUAUUCACAUCGACCAACUGUUCACCCUGCUCUUCACAAACUCGAAAUUUUUCUUAGAUUAUCAUACUGCGCGCAAAACUACUGAUUUAGUACAAUCGGCAUGGACGCAAAACAAUCAAACUAAUCAAAAGAUGAGAACCAUUUCAUACACGAUGUCUUUGACACAAGCUAUUGGACCAAGGACUUGUCAAGUUACGGAAACACAGGUGAUGUUACCAUGCAGUAGACCGGGCCAUCUUUAUUGCAUUGAUGUAGAAAGUAUUAAUGCCGGUAUACCUUACGCCGAUUCCUUUAGCGUCUUUACUCAUUAUUGUAUGAACAAUAUUUCCGAGAAUGAGACAAGUCUUUUAGUUUACUCGCAGAUUAAGUAUAAAAAGAGUGUGUGGGGUUUCAUGAAAAGUGUGAUCGAAAAGAAUUGUUGGGCAGGCUUAGAUGAUUAUUUCACUAAUUUAACAAAAGCACUAACGGUGGAGUGCGAAGAAGGUAGCGGAAGUGGAGGAUUAAAGAGGAAAACGAGAAAACGAAGGCGCGCAGCGGGUGUAGGCUCUACUCAGACUCACGCUUCCGAUCAUACAUCUGCAAAUCAUCAAAUUUCUCCUUCAAACUUGCCGCACAUUCACACUGCUAGUACUAGAAGCGAUACCAAUAUAAUUCUUAGUUCAAUGUUACUGGUUGCUGUGUUGUGUUUAGUGGUAAUUAACGGCUUAUUGUAUUAUAAAUUAUGGGGAUUAGAGGAAGCUGCUGCAUAUACCAUUAUGGACCUACAUGUACUCAAAAAUACGCCAAAGACUGAAGAAGAUUGGAUUAACCUUUUACAGCAGCAAGAAAGUUUGCACAACGUAGAGAUGAGGAAAUGGCAAAGAGUUUUGCACACAGCUGCACAAUUACUUAGACAAACAGAAGAAUCUUUAACGGAACUACAAAUGAGUAUUCAUCCUACUGCAACGGAAAAAAUGUUCUCCGUAUUGAAACCAAGCUUAAAGAGUCUCAAUGCACAUACGGACCGGCGAAGCAAGUCGGAAAUGUAAAAAUUUACAUAUAUUAAGUAAUUGUAAGAAUAACACAAAUUUUACGCAUAAUGUGUCGAUUCGCGUUUACCGAUAAAUCUUCGCAUCUAAAAGCUGUUAAAAUGUGUAUUUUUUCUAUUAUUCUUAUUUUAAGAUUGUCUAUAGUUCUCCGUACGCUAUAUAUGUGUAUAGUUCUACGAAUUACUGCGACUGUUAUGUAGCAAAUAUUCAUUGUAUAGUACAUAUAUUGAAUGUAAACUUGCUUUAUAAUUCAGGCAUUGUAAAGAUAACAUGAUAUCAAAAAUAAUAAAUGAUUUUUAGAACA
Linepithema humile (Argentine ant) is the source of this 2861-nucleotide messenger RNA. The record is from RefSeq and is a predicted model, not a curated record. NCBI's taxonomy places the organism in Eukaryota, Metazoa, Arthropoda, Insecta, Hymenoptera, Formicidae.